GGGACAGGACCGGCGCGCUGAAGAUUGAGGGGGGGGCCAGAGGCGCCUGGAAGUGACCGGCGCCGGAGGGUCUUUUGAGGAGGGGGGAGUCCCGCCGUCUUUAAAUAAAGGGUCCCCCGGCUGGAGGGCUCGGCUUUGGUGGGCAGGAGGCGCCAGGGCUUUUAAGAUUCUGAUUUACCACCUGCAACGCCAAAAAAACCGAUCUGUGAUGACAACAAUGCCAAUUCUAAGGAGCAGCUUGGGGUCCGCAGACCAUAAUUUCGCAAACGAGCUUUCUGGCAUGCACGAAACAAUAUUUUCCAGUGAGAUACUGCCUUCUGACAUCGGUUCGACAGAGGUGGUUGUGAAAAGUGGGUAUCAGGACCCCCUAUACCUCAGUGCCGCCCACAUUUUCCAAAGCGUCCGUAAUGAAAAACCUCACGACAAAAUCCUGGUGAAAUAUGGCACCGGGCCAUUGCCAUCUCUUCCGGAUUUCAAAGACGAAGAAUCCCAGCGUUUGUCCUACGAACUGGCGUUCAGCGCUCUAAAAUAUCAAGACGUUUUGGAAUACAUGUUGAUAGACAGCGGCGUUUACCCAUUGCAAUCCAUAUCAGAUGACCUGACCAGCUUAGUCGUGGUGAUGCUGUAUGACCUUCAGGACCGGAAGUUUGAAACGCGCUCGAUUCCUGAGGACGAAGAAACCGUAGCAGAAGUUCAAGAAGUGGAGCAUUAUCUCUGCAGUUUUAAGACCAAGCUGGCAGCCGCGUUGGCGAGAUGCCGAAUCAAACACGAUGCUCUUACGAUCGAACAUAUCCUCCCGGAAACAAUUCGGAGGCAGGAGCAGAGGGCUUCGACCUUGCCACUCUACGCUUGGGUGAACACCUUGAAAGUCAGUCUGGAAGAAGUCCACAGCUUCUUACAGAAAGAAGGCUUCACCAAAGUACAGUCCAUCUCCAAUUUUGAUGGUGACACGUAUUGCCUGGACAAGCAUUGUGAAGAUGGACUCAUUUUCCCGUCCUCUCUUAAAGAAAAGCUGCUGACCUUGGAGCUCUACACUGAUCACAAGCUCCUCUUGCAAGAUAACUCCCGGAGUCUGGCUGUACAUUCGGUGAAAGCUCUGCUGAAUAUGGACGACGAUAUUUUAAUUGCACAAAUGGGGUCCUGGCUCACUGUGGCCCACAUGUCAGUGCUGACCAAUCAGGACACUUCCCGGGUGUUUGUAUGCGGAGUGAAGUCUGCAGCCAGAGAGGCUGAAUUGAAGGAUCUCUUUGCGCGCAUGGAGUGUAAAAAUAUCGAGCUGCUUCAUGAAGAUUUUACCAACAUCGAGCCCACGUUUUCCAAGCUGCAGAAAGUGAAAGUGAUAUUGCUCCUGCCUCGCUGUUCUGGCCUGGGGGUCAGCAAUCCGAUUGAAUUUAUUUUAAAAGAGCACGAAGAUGCAGAGUUACUUCGGGACCUGUCUCAAGGAUCGGUAGCUGAGGACAAACUAAGCACUCUGGCUCAACAGCAGCUGAAGGAGCUGACCCACGCCAUGCAGUUUGUUAAAGUACAAGCUCUCAUCUACUGCACCUGCUCAUUGUACCCAGAAGAAAACGAAGUGGUAGUGAACAAAGCGUUGGCAUCUGGAGCGGAAGGAGCAAAGGCCCAGCCUUACAAGCUUUGUCCCCCAGUUCUUCCUUUGUGUUCCAAGUCAGAAGUCAACAUCUCUGAACAGAACUUCUUCCGGUUGGAGCCCUCAGAGAUUUCAAAUAGCUGUUUUAUUGCAGUUUUAACCCGAGAGCGCGAUCCAUCUGAAUCGGUGUCCGUGAAGGACGUUUUGGCCCGUGCCGCGGCCAAAGGCCUGUUGGACGGGAUCGACCUGGCCAAGCCAUCCAAGAGAGAAGAGAAAAAGAAGAAGAAACACCGAGCCGCCCCGUCGAAGAAUCCAAUUAAAGAGGCCGUGAUGCAAUCCCGGAUUCAGGAGUUCCUGGAACGAGAGAUGAAAUCUGGGACGAUGGAGACUGCCUCUCCCGGGUCAAAGGUGCCUUCCAGCAGCUCUCAGGUGAUGAACCAAGCCAGCGAGCCCAUCACCUUGAAGAAAGCGACCAGCCCUCUUUCGAACUCAUCUCUGCCCAUAAUGGCCAAGAAUAAUCUCACCGCCACCUCCACCAUGCAAAAGGUCUUGGAGAAACAACGGAAUGCCGGGAAGGCCAGGAACGAUGACCGAGUCAUGAUUUUGAAGCCGGUUGAGAUUGUCCUCCCCCCGGUGAUGAUGCCGUAUUUUAACCCCCAAGGGAACAGGGCCCAGAUUUCCACGAACCACUGUUACUACCGCUGGUUCGGGGCAAAACACGGGGCACUCAGCCCUUCGGCAUCCAAAAGACUGAUUAAGUCCAAAGAGCCUUCCUCGUCUACAGCAACCAAGCACUCUCGUCCGUGGCUUUGAAGUUUGACUGCCAUCUUGGUUUCUUUUGUUUUUGUUUUGUUUUUCCACACACACCCCCGCAGAAUUUGAGACCGAUUUUCAUUUAACAAGUCAGCUCCCUGAAUAUCGUUUUGGGCCCUAAAGUGCUUUUAGAAAAGAAAUUGGAAACCUGGACCUCUUUUUGAGGUAAUUAACAAACGAGCUGUUUUACAAAUUAACAAACGAGCUGGUUUUUUUUAAAAUUAUUAUGAUGUCAUGCUUGCGUCCAGUUUCGGUACCUUUUGAAUGUCAACCCCCCCCCCCAAAAAAGCACACUUGGAUUAUCAUUGGAGGGAACUUUAUAUAAAGUUUGAUGCGGGCUAGAGCUAAUUAGUAUGUUAAGCCAGGACAGACCUACUUGUGUCUGAAUGGCUUUGAAGCGACUUGAAUUUGUAAAGGUGAACUGUAAACGAAAACCAGGGCGGGGGGGCUACAUAGAAAAAUAAAAGAGGCUUCGUUUUUAAUCCCCCCCGAGAUAUUUCAGAUCAUUUUUUUUUUCUUGGGAAUUGGGAAUGCGUUCCCUGUUUCUGACUUUAGUUUCUGACCUCAACUGAUCUUUGUAGAGACUCCCGCUGGAUUAAAAGCCCACUCUUAAGAAAGAACCGCACUUUGAAAAGUACAAACUGGCUUUGGAAGAGAAAUCCUAACUAAACAACAGACAUUUGGAUUUCAAGAGGCUUUUUUUCUGGCGUUGGUGUCACUAUUAACACGCUUUCCUUCGGCUUCCACGUGAUCCUGGGCUUCAUUAGCAACUCAGUAUAAAUCAUCAAGUUAUUAACGCCGUACGGUUGACUGGAAACGGAGCAUAUUAAACAAUUCCUGAUUAA
Molecule: messenger RNA, 3246 nt
Organism: Notechis scutatus (mainland tiger snake)
Lineage: Eukaryota; Metazoa; Chordata; Lepidosauria; Squamata; Elapidae
Gene: NSUN7
Product: NOP2/Sun RNA methyltransferase family member 7
Molecular function (GO): methyltransferase activity
Source: RefSeq, a predicted model, not a curated record